This is a messenger RNA of Thyridium curvatum, 1335 nucleotides long. RefSeq lists its product as uncharacterized. The record is from RefSeq and is a predicted model, not a curated record. Lineage: Eukaryota; Fungi; Ascomycota; Sordariomycetes; Thyridiales; Thyridiaceae. The transcript has a single exon. Bases 1 to 1335 code for a protein of 444 amino acids.
AUGCGCGAGAGACUGCCUUCUUGGGUUCCGGACUGGGGAGUUCAAAUUCCCGACUAUUCGCCUUUCUUCAAGCAGAAGCCAUCGACGCCUCAUGAGCCCUUAUGUACUGCGGACAAAGUCCUUGUGUUCGCACCGCUGGGCUACCGGACUGUCAAAGACAUCAGCGCAGUCUUGCCGCACUGGUCGGAAUACCCUCCAGACUUCUUGGCGGAGUUAAAAAGUUGGCGAACAGUUGAUGAGAACGCGCGAGACUCACUAAGAGAACAUCAAGGGUGGGAUCCACUGAAGAAAUCGGGAAUGUGGAAAUUGCCCAAGUUCAUAGAGGAUAACAAGCAAUGGCGCAAUGUCAUGCGAAAAGUCUGGAAGGGGUUUGUCCAACCUCUGAAACCGCACGACGAACAGGCAUUCGUAUAUGAGCAGUUGAUGCAUUCCAUGGACCUCGGCCAUUUGUACUGGCUUGUGGACAGAUAUUUCCCCAGGGAGGAAGAUGAGAAUCAGUCCUCGCUGGAAGAGGACUGCCCAGGGCGGCAGUUCCGUCUCUACAGGGGCGAAGAUGAUAACUUGAGCUUUAUCACCGCGGAUGCCCGCCCUCGAGAUUUGGUAGUCGAUGCGUGCUCCUUCCGACCUCCCAAAGGAUCUAUUACUGGGAUCCACGGGGAAGGUCUAGUUCAAACGAUCAAGUGCACGAACUUCUUGGAUAGGGGUAUGGGGAGUAGUAAGGAACGGUUCGCAACACAUAACCAACGGACCUUCUUUCUUGACCGCGGGGGCACAUUAAUCAUCAGGCCAAGCCCUCAGAGUGCAGACGACAAUCUUGAUCAUGCUAUCAGAACAGACUUCAUAGAUGAGGUCAAGCUUCGAAAUGGAGUGGAUGUCGCUACUCCGGACCCGGAGUGCUGGAACAUCCACUUAUGUCAUUUCAUACUGGUUGGACGGCACGACGAACAUGAUGAAGAGCCGCUCUAUCGCUGUUGGUGGGACUCCGGAAUGGAUGCAUGGUACGAUAAGGGCGGUAAGCCUGUCAAAGCAACACAGGCCGAAGGCUUCACCAGCGCGACGGAUGGGAUGCCCUGGCCGGAGCCGCUGGCAUCCACCGUUGAUGAGUAUUGGGAGGAUGCAAACGUAAACUUUGGGUAUCGAAGUCAAGUUCCGGCGGCUGAGUCUCACGCCUCAAAUUGGAGGGAAACCACCAGUGAUUACGUUCAAGGAUGCGAAAAUGGGAGUUGUGAUCAACGGCGCCAUCUUUGGAAGCCUUUCUUGCAGUGGACAUCCUUGGGUUGGGAGCACAAGGGUUACUGUCGACCGCAGCAACAAUAUCGCAAGGCGAAAGGGUAG